Aureobasidium musti is the source of this 807-nucleotide messenger RNA. The record is from the annotation of a GenBank genome assembly. Lineage: Eukaryota; Fungi; Ascomycota; Dothideomycetes; Dothideales; Saccotheciaceae.
AUGGCUGUUCACACUUCUCACCGACUGCCAAUCGUUCUUGGUGUAAUCGCAUCGUUGCUGUUCAUAAUUGCGGCUUUCCACCAACGCGGAGGCGUUCCAAAUGCAAAAAAGCUCUGGCGCUUCUACGAAGUCGCUGCCAAGUAUGGAACAGACAAAGUCACAGCCCACAGCUACCACCACAUGUAUGAGAAAUACUUGCCUGCAUUUCGAAUGAAGCGCAUCAAGAUGCUCGAGAUUGGCCUUGGCUGUGACAUGGGUUACGGUCCCGGAGCGUCCUACAACUUGUGGCUCGAAUACUUCCCCUAUGUUGAUCUAUACUUCAUCGAGUACGACGAACGCUGCGCAAGGAAAUGGGCUCGCAAGACAAGUGGAGCGACCAUCUUCACAGGAGACCAAGCGGAUGAAGCAUUCCUCGAAGAGUUUAUUACAGACAGCGGUGGCGACUUUGACAUCAUCAUCGACGAUGGUGGCCAUACGAUGAACCAGCAAAUCAAGAGUCUUGAGCAUCUGUGGAAAACGGUCAAGCCUGGUGGUUAUUACUUCUGCGAAGACAUGCAGACUAGUUAUUGGGAUAGUCAUGGAGGUGGACCGACUGCGUCCAAGGAGAACGGCAACCAAACGUUCGUCCAGCUAGUCAACGAGAUGGUAGAGGACAUGAACUCUGGUGGUGGCAGAGUACAUUUCGAUGGUGCUGGAGAUGUACUGGGCAUUGAUUGUAUGGCAGAGGUCUGCGGCUUUUGGAAGAGACCAGAAGGACCAGAUAAGCCUUUAAAGGCAGACAAGCCAGUAAAGGGUGGUGUGAGAUGA